CACGUCGUGUGUUGGUAUCGGCGUUUUCGUCAAAAGAAGUGAUGUGACGCACAUUGGCUAUACAAGUCGAUUUUUAUACCUUGCGAAAAUGGAAACGGACCUUUCACCGCUGCGUAAGGACUUAGAUCCGAAUUUGACGGCAAAUUAUUCGAAUCGCACUUCCUUUUUGAUUGAGGAUAUUUUGUAUCGUCAAAAGUUGAAUCAGAACGACAUUGGAUUAAGUCCCAAACUCGUCGACCAUCAGGAGAUCCAUCCGUCGUCCUACAAACAGAGCCCAGUAGUUAAGUGCGAGGAUGAAAAAAGUUAUGUGCACAAGCGGUGUGAAAAAUCCGGGUAUACGUACUUCCAGCCACAUCUACAUCCGAAUAUAAAUGGAUGCGUGCAGAAUUUGCAACCGACGGAAAAUGGCUACAUUCAGGUGAUGGGAGCACUUGGAGCCUAUCUAGGUACUCCGUAUAAAAGUAUUUCCGAUCACCCCUACUUUCUUGCACAAGGACUACCCUUCCACCCCGCACUAUUUGGUAGCAGUCCAAGCGAAAUAUCAUUAAACGCGUUAAAACACUGCAGGCGAAGAAAGGCCCGAACAGUUUUUAGCGACCCACAACUGACAGGAUUGGAAAAAAGAUUUGCAGCGCAACGAUACCUGUCAACACCGGAACGCGUAGAACUAGCUGGCGCCCUCAGCUUAAGCGAAACCCAAGUGAAAACCUGGUUUCAAAACCGUCGCAUGAAACACAAAAAACAAAUGCGGAAACUACAAGAAGACAAAUCGGGGUCUUCAUCGACCAACAUAGAUAAACAACUGCCAUCGGAAACGAAAAGCGCUGAUACUCCCGUGGAUUUUUCGGGACGAAUUCCUAUAGAACCCAAAUCAAACAGCGAGUCAAGAUCUUUACACCAAUCUCAGGAUUCGGAUUUGAGCGAUUGCGAUAGCGAUAUUGACAUAGUUGGAGAUACGAAAUCAAUUGUAUAUUCGUAUAAUGGUGCUUAAUGAAAACCGACGAAAUCUGUUAUCUUCUUAGAAUAUGGACGAAACGUAAUGUGUACACUGCAGAAAAGUUAAAAAAAGACCUUCAUAACCUUACCAGAUGAUCGCUUGACACAACAAUUUUUAAUGCUUCUCGAGCCCCACAAAAAUUUUAUACAGAUUGUCCCAACUAAAGUUUUCGUCUUCCUGGGUAGCGUCGUUGAUCAUCAGAUGAGCUGCAGUGUUCUUUUUUUAUAGUAAUUUGAAUUUGCUUAUUUCAAUUUUUUGUGCCCGCCACUGCUGCCAAUGCCAAAAUUUCUUUAACAUACCUCAAAAUACUGACGAACGAAAUUGUAACUGUGCCUGGAGGCAGUGAUAAUGCACUUCUUUUUUGUAUGUGUAUUUUUGAAUGCACAUACAAAAACGUCGGUCUGUAGCAUAGGUACCAUAACGAAUAACUGAAAUCACCUUCAAAUAAUUUGUCACACGUAUAGGUACCAUUAUAUAGACAGAGUAUACAUUUUAAUGUGGUGGCUACCCCUGUAAGCAGAUGAAAUUUAACACUUGAAGAUAAGGUCAAAUGUGGUUUCCUGGUCAAUACAAUUUCGACUUGCUCGAGCAUUUUGUUGUAAAUAUUCGGAAACUGCGGUUUAAUAGAAGAUACAAAUCUCUAUUGGAAGAUCUUGUACAUAAGGCAACAUUUGUACCUACCUAGAUAAGGUUUUCAAGUAGGUCCAUUUCAGUUUACAAAAAAAAUUGUUGUGCGUCAAAGGGAUAUUAUAUACUAUAGUCACAUUUGUUUAUAUGUAAAUUUGAUUCUAAAAAUUAAGGAGUAAUUGUAAGAAAUGUUUUAAGUAAUAUUUGUUA
Photinus pyralis (common eastern firefly) is the source of this 1834-nucleotide messenger RNA. RefSeq names its product brain-specific homeobox protein homolog. Gene Ontology annotation, biological process: regulation of DNA-templated transcription. NCBI's taxonomy places the organism in Eukaryota, Metazoa, Arthropoda, Insecta, Coleoptera, Lampyridae. The record is from RefSeq and is a predicted model, not a curated record. Bases 89 to 991 code for a protein of 300 amino acids. Gene Ontology annotation, molecular function: DNA binding; DNA-binding transcription factor activity, RNA polymerase II-specific. The transcript is spliced from 4 exons.